CAAGCAAAACCUCAGAGGUUUAAGAAAAAUCUAGAAGACUUUGGUACAGUUGGUAGGUUCUCAUCACUUUUGCAAAUUACUAGUGUAUUACUAGCAGCUGUGCCUCUACAGUUUCUGCCUUUCUAGGUUUUUCACUUCUCCUUCUUCAGCGCUUAAACUACAACGAUGAGCCGCCAUCCACAAGUGAAGUGGGCCCAGAGACCAGAUGUGGUGUAUCUCACUGUGCAAUUACCUGAUGCUAAAAGUCCAAAGGUAAAUCUGGACCCUGAAGGAAUUUUUACCUUCUCUGCUACAGCUGGGCCGGAAAGCCAUGCAUACGAGUUGAAACUUGAGCUUUUUGAUAAAGUUAACGUUGAGGAGAGCAAAAUAAAUAUUGGCGUGAGAAAUAUCUUCUGCAUUUUGGAAAAAUCAGAGAAGAAAUGGUGGAAUAAAUUGUUGCGUGGAGAUGAGAAAGCACCGCAUUAUGUGAAAGUGGAUUGGGAUAAGUGGGUGGACGAAGAUGAUGACAAUGACACUGCUCCUCCUGGUGAUUUCGACAUGAAUUCGAUGGAUUUCUCGAAAUUCGGGGACAUGGGUGGCAUGGGACUGGGAGAUGAUGCAAUGGGGGAUGAUCUCGAUGACAGUGAUGAUGAAGGUAAUGAACAUGUAUAGACUGCCAGUGUAUGU
Messenger RNA from Nicotiana attenuata, 666 nucleotides. RefSeq lists its product as uncharacterized. Gene Ontology annotation, molecular function: Hsp90 protein binding; protein-folding chaperone binding. Gene Ontology annotation, cellular component: cytosol; nucleus. The transcript has 5 exons. Gene Ontology annotation, biological process: protein folding; chaperone-mediated protein complex assembly. NCBI's taxonomy places the organism in Eukaryota, Viridiplantae, Streptophyta, Magnoliopsida, Solanales, Solanaceae. The coding region runs from base 166 to 651 and encodes 161 amino acids. The record is from RefSeq and is a predicted model, not a curated record.